AUGAUCUCAGCUACAAAAUGGGUGCCCCGAGGGUACGCGACGGAAUUCCCCGUUAAAUACACCAUGGACGAUGAAGAGCUCGAGCGUCUGUCCGAACUGGCCAAGCUCAAGAUCGAGGAAGCAAAGAACGAGAUGGAGGACAUUGAGGAUGCCACCGAGGAGGACGUGGAGGCUCUCGAGGAGAAGGCCAAGCUGGACGAGGAGAUUGACAACGAUCCCGACCUCAAGGAGUUUGGUUUCGACACAUAUGACGAUGAGCCCGACUCGAAAUUGGGUCUUGAGGGUGACGGUAUGGACACCGAUGAUGAUGAGGAUGAGGAUGAGGAUGAGAACAACGAGGACGAGGAGGGUGGAGAGCUCAAUCUCGGCUCUAAGCAUAAGGUCGAGGGCAAGGACGGCGAAGACCCAUACAUUUCGCUGCCCACUCAGCAGGACUUGGAUGAGGAGCGAGAGGAGCUUCAGAUUCUGCCCACAGACAACCUGAUCCUGGCCACCAAGACUGAGGAUGAGAUUUCGCAUCUGGAGGUGUAUGUUUACGAUCCCGAGGAGGCCAAUCUUUAUGUUCACCACGACAUUAUGCUGCCUUCUUUCCCUCUGUGCGUGGAGUGGGUCAACUACAACCCCCGAGAACAGGGACCCGGCAAUUUUGCUGCCAUUGGAACUUUCGAGCCUGAAAUCGAAAUCUGGAACCUCGAUGUUGUCGACGGAGUCUACCCCGAGGUGAUCCUUGGAGAGCGAGACGAGAAGGACAAGAAGAAGAAGGGAAAGAAGACUAACAAGAUCAACGCUGAGCGACACACCGACGCCGUCCUGUCUUUGUCUUCCAACCCCCACCACGUCAACCUGCUGUGUUCUGGAUCCGCCGACACCACUGUGAAGCUGUGGGACCUAUCCAACGGCAAGGCUGCCUCUUCUUUCACUUUCCACUCCGACAAGGUCUCUGCUGUCCAGUGGAACCCCGUCGAAGGCACCGUUCUUCUGUCUGGAGGCUACGACAAGAAGGCAAUUGUUUCCGAUCUGCGAUCCGAGGACAAAAAGGUGUGGAAGGUCGACUCCGAUGUCGAGUCCAUGAACUGGAAGCCCUGUGGAACCCAGUUCCUGGUCGGUACCGACUCCGGAAUGCUCUACAACUUUGACGUGCGAAAUGAGUCCAAGCCUCUGUGGACUCUGCAGGCUCACGACUCUCCCCUGUCUGCUUUUGACUACAACAAGUACAUUGAUGGAGCUAUUGUCACCUCCUCUGCUUCUACCCGAGAGGUCAAGAUCUGGCGAGAAACCAACAAGGACGACAAGUACUCUCUUUCCAUGGUGGCCAACCGAGACCUCUCUUGCGGUAAGGUCUUCUCUGUGGGUUUCAACCCCGACCAGGCCUGCGCCGGUACUCUUUGUGCCGGUGGCCAUGGAGGUGAGCUCAAGGUGUGGGACAUGUUCGGAACCAAGGCCGUUCGAGAAGCAUUCGACAUCAAGAGCAGUAACCACUCUAACGACGUUAUUGGUCAGGCUUUUGAUGACGAGGAGGAGGAUGAGUAA
Molecule: messenger RNA, 1530 nt
Organism: Yarrowia lipolytica CLIB122
Lineage: Eukaryota; Fungi; Ascomycota; Dipodascomycetes; Dipodascales
Biological process (GO): rRNA processing
Cellular component (GO): nucleus
Molecular function (GO): protein binding
Source: RefSeq, a predicted model, not a curated record